CCGACGGAUUUGGGCCGGGCCCAGCUAUGACAUGACGGCCAGUCCCAACUCCAGGGGCCACGAAGAGACAUAAAAGAUGGCACAAGGUCGCCAUCUUUCAGAAACAAAUCCUCAAGCUCAUUCAUCGCCUCUCAUCCUCGGGGACAGUCGACACUCCGCGGCACAAAAAGAAAAAGAACAUCACACUUUUUUGCUUUUGACACGCUCAGUGAGCCUCCCGCGACCAUGCAACUAAAGGCACUCGCCAUCUCCCUGGCGGCGGUCGUCCCGCUCGUCAGCGCCUUCCCCAUCACCGGCAACGACGUCAACUGCCGCGCCAGCCCGGGCACCGACAGCAAGGUCGUCAAGACGUACGCCAAGGGCACCGACGUCAAGGUCACCUGCCAGACCAACGGCGAGAGCAUCUCCGGCUCCACCAUCUGGGACAAGACGGGCGACAACUGCUACGUCUCCGACUUCUAUGUCAAGACGGGCUCCUCGGGCAUGGUCGUUGGCGAGUGCAGCGGUGGCAGCAAGCCUCCCUCGGGCGGGUCGUCCUACAACGGCAAGAUCAGCCGCAAGGAGAUCCUCGAGCGCGCCAACUACUGGGUCUCGCGCCACAUCCCCUACUCCAUGAGCAAGACCUACCCCGACCCCCAGGGCCGCCGCUACCGCACCGACUGCUCCGGCUUCGUCUCCAUGGCCCUCCACGCCAACUCCCCCGGCUACUCCACCGUCAGCCUCCCCGAGAUCGCCAAGCCCAUCUCCUGGAGCGACAUCAAGCCCGGUGACCUCGUCGGCACGCUCGGACCCGGCACCGGUGGCGCUGCUGGCCACGUUACCCUCUUCAAGUCCUUUACCGACAAUACCAAGAAGAGGUACAACACCCUCGAGUGCCGCGGCAGCGCUGGCUGCGUGGCGCAUGUUCGCGACGUCGGCUGGAAGGACGGCAAGUUCACGUCCAAGCCGUACCGAUACACUCGUGUCACGGACUAAG
Molecule: messenger RNA, 976 nt
Organism: Purpureocillium takamizusanense
Lineage: Eukaryota; Fungi; Ascomycota; Sordariomycetes; Hypocreales; Ophiocordycipitaceae
Exons: 1
Coding region: 226-975 (249 amino acids)
Source: RefSeq, a predicted model, not a curated record